Ananas comosus (pineapple) is the source of this 2219-nucleotide messenger RNA. RefSeq names its product DNA polymerase epsilon subunit B. Bases 100 to 1701 code for a protein of 533 amino acids. Lineage: Eukaryota; Viridiplantae; Streptophyta; Magnoliopsida; Poales; Bromeliaceae. Gene Ontology annotation, biological process: error-prone translesion synthesis; DNA-templated DNA replication. The record is from RefSeq and is a predicted model, not a curated record. Gene Ontology annotation, cellular component: epsilon DNA polymerase complex. Gene Ontology annotation, molecular function: DNA binding. The transcript is spliced from 13 exons.
GGCCGAAGGGGAUCUAAUAAGUAUAAGUUUCUCGUCUUCCCGCCCUUCGCCCAGAAGAGCGAGGUAGGGUUAUCGAGCGAGCGAGCGUCCCCGUUAGGAAUGGGGGCGGCGGGGACUCGGAAGAAGGUGCAGCGCAGGUUUAAACUCCGAGGCUUCACCUUGAAGGUGGACGCCUUGGAGGAGGUCGUCUCCUUCCUCUCCCGCUUCCCCGACGCCGAGGACGACGCCCUCGACCUCCUGAUCGACGAGAUCGACAAGGAGUCUCUAAAAUCGUCCAUUCUGGACAAGGAGGCCGUUCGCCGAGUGGUUAGCCUCCUCCUCGAAGCCGAAGCCGCCGUAGAUCCGGCGUCCGCCGCCGUCAGCAGCCGCUCGGCCUUACGCGUGAUCGACGCCUUUGUCGUACCUCGAUUUCAAUACGACCCCAUCAAAAAAGUGUUCUACGAGCGCACGGGGCAGUUGCCCAUCCACGGGGAAGCUGGCGACAAAGCCGACUUGUACAGGGACCGGCACCAACUGCUUCUCCAGAGGCUUUCCCGCGAUAAGUAUUUCUCCAGGUCGUCGUUUGAUUUUGAAAUGAGUGAAGCCGAGAGCUGUGAGAUAACCCCAGUACAGUCUCUGAUUGGAUGCGCUGGGAGGAGAUGGAUUAUGGGGGUGAUUUCUCAGCUGGAGGAAGGCCAAUUCUUCUUGGAAGAUCCGACCGCUGCAGUCCCGAUUGAUUUGUCCAAUGCAAAAAUCACUUCAGGGUUCUUUGUCGAGAACACCAUUAUUGUUGCUGAAGGCGAGUUGCUUUCAAAUGGGAUAUUUCAGGUUAAUACAUGUGGAUUUCCGCCCCUGGAGGAGCGAGAAGCCUCACUUUCACUACUGAUGGGCCUUGACUUCUUUGGUGGUGGUGUUCUAUCAACCGAAGAAACUCUCAGAUUAUCAGGACUGGAGAAGAAGGCAGUGAAUGACAUGUUUGUUGUACUUUCAGAUGUUUGGUUAGAUAAUGAAGAGACUAUGGAAAAGCUUGCUGUGGUAUUGGAUGGUUAUGAUAGUGUAGAGAUUGUUCCUUCUUUAUUCAUUUUAAUGGGAAAUUUCUGCUCUCGCCCCUGCAAUCUUUCUUACAAUGCAUUCUCGAAUCUCAGCUACUGCAGAGCCCAGUUUAAAAAGCUUGGUGAAAUAAUUGAAGCUCGAUCAAGACUAAAAGAGCACAGUCGUUUCCUGUUUAUUCCAGGUCCUGAUGAUGCAGGUCCCUCGAAAGUUCUACCGAGGUGUGCGCUUCCUAAAUAUUUAACUGAAGAACUUCAGAAACACAUUCCUAAUGCAAUUUUUUCUAGCAAUCCCUGCAGAAUUAAAUUUUACACCCAAGAAAUCGUAUUUUUCCGGCAAGACCUGCUCUACAGGAUGCGUCGAUCCUGUCUGAUUCCACCGUCAACAGAAGAAACAAGUGAUCCCUUUGAGCAUCUAGUUGCAACCAUUACUCAUCAGAGUCAUCUUUGCCCGUUGCCUCUCACCGUGCAACCUAUUAUUUGGAACUAUGACCACUGCCUCCGAUUAUAUCCAACUCCACACACUAUAGUUUUGGGGGACAGGAGCGAACAGAAGGCUUUCAAGUACACGGGGAUCACAUGUUUCAAUCCUGGUUCCUUCUCCAAUGACAACACCUUUGCCGCGUACCGACCUUGCACCCGAGAGGUUGAGCUGUCCGCACUUGAAAGUUAACUUGUGGCUCUUCGUUGGUUUUUACCAACACUGUUUUAACAGAAAGUGCGAGUCCCAGCUCCAACACCUUACAGCUUCUUGGUUGUAGCUCUUGUAAUGCACCCUUCUCAGGCGAAUAUGCUACCGAGAUGGCAGUUAGUAUACUAGGCGGCGGCGGCGGCGGCUCAACAGUCGACAAUGGUGGUCAAUACUCAAAUUUCAAUAGCAUGUUGCAAGGGGCAUAAAGCCUGGUGGCACAAAUAUGCGGAGGAGCUCAUUGUAGGCAUCUAUUAGGUGUAGCUAAUUCUUUGAUUUUAUUGCUACGUGAUUAAUACGCGGCUUAGGUAUGGCAAUCCAUUGAGAAAUUAGCAGCCUCAUCGUCAUUAUAAUCACUGUCAUUUCAUUCAUGUAAGGUUUAGAAAUAUAUUUUGGCAAACUACAUAUAGUGACAACUUUAUGGCAUGAGAUUAUCAAAUAGCUGGAAUGUGAAAGGACCAUAAGUUUCUUAAAUCAUACAAAGAAUUAUGAUUGCCUAAGAA